This is a messenger RNA of Paramuricea clavata, 498 nucleotides long. NCBI's taxonomy places the organism in Eukaryota, Metazoa, Cnidaria, Anthozoa, Malacalcyonacea, Plexauridae. The record is from the annotation of a GenBank genome assembly.
AUGUGCAAGCUACGAGAAGCAAAGUUCCUCGAGCAGCAAAUGGGACAACUACCGAAAGCAAGAUUGAAACCAUCUCCAGCUUUCAACCACGUUAUGAUAGACCUUUUCGGACCCUACUCGGUUCGUGGAGAAGUACAGAAAAGAACAAGUAGUAAAGCGUACGGAGUAAUCUUCACAGAUCUAGUUAUGAGAGCAGUCCACAUUGAAGCUGUGUUCGGGUACGAUACCGAAUCAUUCCUAAUGACUCUCAGCUGAUUCGUCAGUGUUCGUGGUUGGCCCUAAAUCAUAUAUAGUGAUCCCAGAUCACAACUAAUUGGUGCGGAAAGGGAACUCACGGAAACCUGGAAGAGCAUUGACCGACAAUCCCUACAUAAAAGUGGCACAGAGAAUGGACUGACCUGGAUCUUCGGCCCCGCUGAUAGUCCUUGGUACCAAGGAGCUGUGGAAUCCCUGGUGAAGAGUGCCAAGAGAGCUAUUCAUUUCUCAAUCAAUCAAUAA